Messenger RNA from Pomacea canaliculata, 4466 nucleotides. Its product is annotated as leucine-rich repeat-containing protein 15-like. The record is from RefSeq and is a predicted model, not a curated record. Gene Ontology annotation, cellular component: plasma membrane. Bases 770 to 2467 code for a protein of 565 amino acids. Lineage: Eukaryota; Metazoa; Mollusca; Gastropoda; Architaenioglossa; Ampullariidae. The transcript has 3 exons. Gene Ontology annotation, molecular function: protein binding.
GCAACAAGUUCAUUCGCGCUGCGUGCUCGUCCGAGCAGAACAAUAAUGAGUGGAUAUAAAUCGGUGGAAAGAAAUAUUUCACCGGGAGUCACCGACAGAUUUUUAAAAUGUAAUAAAAAGCACGUUUGACGCCAGUAGCUGGGGGAAAAAAGAGGGGAGAGGGGAUCUUUAACUCCCUUUCCCAAACGAAAACCGAGCUGGUGAGCGGCGCUGAAUGACUGUUAUGUGAAGAUGACGAACCACUGGCCUUCACAAGAUGAGGAUUUGAAGAAGCUAAAAACAGGAGCCUGAAAAUAGGCGAGUUUGUCUGCAGACAGAAAUUUCAAGUCCUUGAAAACUACGCGGUCAGUUUUCGUUGGACAAUAUCUCACUAGCGUCCUGUCCAUGCUUGUACCACCAUCUUGUUGACGGAUGAUAAGCUAGUCACACAGGGAUGGAGAGUGUGUAACAGAAGUGUCGCGAAAAUCUGUAUGAGAGGGUCCGAACUCCAGGUGAGUCAUAUCAACUGAUUAGUACAGGUGGAGAUGUGACUGGCGUGCGGGAGUGCCAGUGACAGAGCUUUCAUCCUGUCUUCUCAGGUUUUCUCUUCUACGUGUUUGUGUCACAGUGACAGCGUGUUUUCACUCGAUCUGUCCGCAGACGUUAGAAGGAUAAACGUCACUGUACGUCACCAACGAUUCAACUGAACAACACACAUCGGAGACAAGAGUGAGAAGCAUAUCCCGUGGUGAGACCAUUUCGUCGUUUCUUCCCGUCCACUGCGAUCGUCAUGUAUCAUAGAAUCGGCGACCUCUGCACUCUGGUUUGCCUCCUGACGUUCGUAACUAUGGUGACGGCACUGGAGUCUAUGAAAAUACAAGAAUGUCCCAGGCACACCUCAUCCAUCGGGGAAUACCUUGGCUGCAGGAUGGAGCCUGAGUAUCAUCCGUAUGUCUUUAACUGCAGCCGGCAGGGCCUCAAGUCCAUGGCCAACAUAACACAGGGAGUCGAGGUGGUGGACUUCAGCGACAACAUGAUCAUGUGUGUACCCAAGGUCAACGAAACAACGACCACCUGCAGCCUGCGGAACUGCAGCGGCUGCAUUCGCGAACUUCACCUUGAAAAAAACAAUCUCACCUACCUGCACGAUGAGGCCUUCAGUGACCUCAUCUGUCUCCAGUCGCUGGACCUCUCGAAAAACUCCAUCACGAUUGCAGCUCUGAACAAUAAAAUGUUUAACCGGCUACACAAUCUGCGUCAUCUGGACCUCAGCAAUAACCCGCUGGGUGAAACACAAGACAGGGUCUUCAAUUUUGUCUCUAUGCCCAAACUGAGGUCACUCAAUCUGUCGUCUUGCCGGCUGCGCCAGCUCGAGCCCUUGUCUAUCGAUGACUUCCCAUACCUGGAGGUGCUUGACCUCAGCAGCAACAGCCUGAAAGACCUUCCUCAGCAGGCCUUCCAGGGACUGAACUCUCUCCAGAUUCUUGACUUGAGCAGGAAUCGCCUUACCACCAUCGGCGACCUGAUGUUCGGUGACCUGACGAACCUGAAGGUGUUACGGCUGAGUAACAACCAGCUUCACGUCAUCUCCGACUCUGCUUUCUUCGGGGAGACGAUCUUGGACCGGCUUUUGCUGAACAACAACAAGUUCAAAGUCGUCCCCGUAAGGUCCCUGCAAAAGCUGAGGCAUCUCCAGUUCCUGGAUAUGAGUCAGAACCCCAUCGAGAGCCUCAAGCGAGAGCCGUAUAUGUUAUCUGUUGAGGCGAUUGUUCUGGACAACUUGCAAGGUUUCACGACAAUCGAGAUGGGAGCUUUCUCGACUUUUUCUGGGCUGCGCAGCUUGUCUCUACGCUUCUGUGGGAGCUUGCGCACCAUCACAGAGGGAGCUUUCCAGGGUAACAUCAGCCUCCUACGCGAAGUGCGACUGGACCACAACGGACUCACCACUCUUUCGGCCAACCUGUUACCAUGGGAACAGCUUGCCGUCUUGACCCUCCACGAUAACCCCUGGACCUGUGAUUGCAGCCUGGAGUGGGCAGCAGGCAGAUUGGUGGCAAACACCACAAUGAGAUGUCAAAAUCCGCUAAGACUGCGAGGCCACGAGAUGCUCAGCACCAAGCGAACCCAGCUUUCCUGCGCACGACCUUUAACCCUGUUUAAGGUCAUGGUGGGUCUGACCUUGACAUCUAUGUGUCUUUCCGUUCUCGGUGUCGUCCUUUAUUUCCGUCGACUUAAGAUGCCGUGCGCAUGUCUGAGAGGGGAGCGAGGACAAUACGUCACCGUCUACACCAAGGAGGGAGCAGGCGAUGGAGACGGCGAGAGCAACUUCGGGUACAGCGGAGAACCAGAAGAUCUUGACCUCGGCUGCAGGUCACGUGGCGGCGGCGGUCGAGUGCAAAUUCUGACGAAAACGGCUCAGUACCAGCGGCUACAAACAAAGCCGACAGAAUCAACGCAGGAUUUGGUUGAGGUGCAGGAGGAACUGUGAACUCCAUUAUGACUCCACAUGGAAGUGAAGACGAGGACUGUGAGCAAGGUACAAGGUCCGUGACUCCAAGGUUAGGUACGAUCGUGCUUGACAGACUCCUAAGAUAUCAUGCCUUUAUUUUUAUCUGUUUAGUGUAUUGUAUUAAAUGGAGAGAGAGAGAGAUUCAGAAGAGCAAGACAUCAAUGUGUAUGUAGGAAAACCGUCUCACAUUCACAUGAAACCUACUGAAAACCCUGCCAUCAGCAGCCAGAAGAACCCUUCGAAAAGCUUGACAUUUGCACGCGAAAUUCUGCCCAAAGUCUCUUGAAUGCUUGAAUCUCGUGCAAACACAAGUCACGUGAUCAGCUGCUACCCUUUCACCCUCUUACACACCAUGUUCCCCCCCCCACCACCUUCCCCCGCGAAGCUUUCUUGACCGCACGUACGUCUCCGUGUGUACAAAUCGCAGCCCAGCUCGUCUCAAGGGAGAUUAUCCUCACAACUACAGGAUCCAGAUUCCCGGAUAAUUGGUCCCUUCCGGAAGGGAGGAAUUCAUUUGAAUGUCAAUGAAAUCGUUUCAUGCGGGCAGAUUAUGGAAUUAUGUGCAGCUUGGUCUUGCCCAAUAGGAUAAUUAAUUGUUCCAUUUCACGCACGGCCGGAGGUAAAGAGUGUCGAGGGGCAAGAUCACUGCACAGCCUUUGGCAGGGGGCCACCAUCUUUGCCAGCGUCGAGCGAGAGUGUGUGUGGGGUGGGGAGAGGUAGGAGGGAGAGAGAGAGAGAAAAGAAAAUCUGUCCAGACUCCUUGGGUCUGUCUGGUGCUGAGAUGUUAAUGUUUCUCGCUGUAUAUUGCAGAAACCUGCAAGAGAGCAAGCAAAGAAGUAGGAGUAAAAAAUUAUGCAAGAAACAAAUUGUGUUUUUUAUAAAUAUAAAAUAAACUACACUUCUUGUAGCAAUGUACAAUUUCCAACCACUUACUCAUCCCCAAAUUUAAUUACUAGACGCUAAUUCACAAAAUUAAAGCGAAUAUUCGUUCUCUUUCAUCAAACAAGGUGAGAGUUGUGUUAGUUCCAGAGUUCGCCUAUUUAAGUUUCCAGAUCUCUUGAUACCUGUGGUCUUAAUAACACAAGAGUAACGAGCUUCAACGACUUCCCCCGUGUAACCUCUUUCUGUGAUGAAGAAAGAUAAUCGAUGAUGCAGCUUGAAGACUAGCAUUUUUAGCAUCGUGUCAACCACUAAACCAUAUCGCAAAAGAAGGGCAUGACUUAGAGUUAUGAUAUAAUAUCCAAUGUUAGCUCGACAACUGCCGAGGAACUAGAACAGUUAGUGACAAGGGAAAAACAUCUAACGUCACUGGACAUCAUUAGCGACACUGUUGAGCGGCUAAGACCACCAGCCUCAAUACCAGUCUCUCAACGAGGUCUGUAUCAUCUGCAGGGAGGGACCUUCGUGUACCCACAGCUCAGACUCGGUGGGACGACCUGCAUCAACCUCAUGACCUCCAGUACCUUCCACCUCAUCAUGCAUUUUAGGAGAGCCGUUACUUCACUCUGUCCCCGACUGUUGACCAGUUCGUUGAUUUCCGAGAGCAGGCAGAGCUGUUACCACUGACAUCUGUCUCCAUCAUCUCAUUUUACAAGACUCCUCCGCCACGCGGUCUGUACACGUGACUUCGAAGGGAACGAUUGUUGGUUGGAAGCAUGUUCGAUCAAGCUAUCAAACAAACUGACACUGUUUACCCUUACCCGCAAUAGUAUAUACCCAUCUUUCUGGCAAUGUUAAGUAGAAAGUUCCAAUGUUAAGCGAAGUAGAAGAAAAGGGUCUUCGCGUUCACAAGCCAGUGAACUAUGCACAGUGAACCACUCAAGUUCAAAAGUCCUGCGCUCUGUCAGAUGAAGUGUCACAGAGUAAGAUGGCGCCUUCAGUGUAUUGAUAUUUGACCUUUCGUCUAUGUCUCUUCCUUUUGAAUGGUGAUUUGUAGAUAAUGAUUCAGUAUAGCCGUAAAUAAAAAUUAUCUCAAUAA